GUGAAUGUCAUAAUGGCUUCUUGCGUAAAAAAAAGACUUUUCCCUACAAAACAAAUAAAACUGAUGUUAACGCAGCGAAGAUAAGAAGACAAGAGUUUUAGUUUAGUUUCUUUUUCAAAGAGUGGAAGUGAAAGCAUCCAAUUGUUCUUUCUUGCCUCCUUUUCCAAAUCUGAGUCUCUCAAGGUAAAAGGGUUAAUUCUCCGACCAAAAUUCAACUUCUUGACAACUAAAAAAGAUGGCAAAUCCAACUUUUUGAAAAUUUGAUUAGCUCUUACAAACAUGGCUCUGCCUUUUAUGCUCACUACUGCUUUGACACUUGCCUGUUUAUUGUCACCUGUGUCACCGGAUGAUCAAGGGGAUGCUCUGUUUGCUCUGAGGAGCUCCUUACGUGCAUCUCCUCAACAGCUAAGUGAUUGGAACCUGAACCAAGUCGAUCCUUGUACUUGGUCUCAAGUUAGUUGUGAUGAACAGAAGCAUGUUGUUUCUCUAACCUUGUCUUACAUGAACUUCUCCUCUGGAACUUUAUCUUCAGGGAUAGGAAUCUUGAAAACUCUCAAAACUCUUACAUUGAAGGGAAAUGGAAUAACUGGUGAAAUACCAGAAACCAUUGGGAAUCUUUCUAGUUUGACAAGCUUGGAUUUAGAGGAUAAUCAUCUAUCUGGUCCCAUACCAUCCUCUUUGGGUAAUCUCAAGAACUUACAGUUCCUGACUCUGAGUAGGAACAAUCUAAAUGGUACUAUCCCUGAUUCACUCACAGGCCUCUCAAAACUGAUUAAUAUUUUGCUUGACUCAAACAAUCUCAGCGGUGAGAUUCCUCAAAGCUUAUUCGAGAUUCCAAAAUACAAUUUCACUGCAAACAACUUGACUUGUGGUGGCAUUUACCCUCACCCUUGCGUAACUGAGUCCAAACCUUCAGGUGAUUCAAGCAAUCCAAAAACCGGAAUCAUAGCUGGAGUUGUUAGCGGAAGCACAGUGAUUCUCCUUGGAUUCUUCUUGUUCUUCUUCUGCAAAGAUAAGCAUAAAGGAUACAGACGAGAAGUGUUUGUAGAUGUUGCAGGUGAAGUGGACAGAAGGAUUGCGUUUGGACAGCUAAGAAGAUUCUCAUGGAGAGAGCUUCAGUUAGCUACAGAUGAGUUCAGUGAACAGAACGUUCUUGGACAAGGAGGCUUUGGGAAAGUAUACAAAGGAGUGCUUUUAGAUGGCACCAAAGUAGCAGUGAAGAGAUUAACUGACUUUGAACGUCCAGGAGGAGACGAAGCUUUCCAGAGAGAAGUUGAAAUGAUAAGUGUAGCUGUUCAUAGGAACCUGCUUCGCCUUAUAGGCUUCUGCACAACGCAAACCGAACGCCUUUUAGUGUAUCCCUUCAUGCAGAAUCUAAGUGUUGCAUAUCGCUUAAGAGAGAUUAAACGAGGGGAAGCAGUUCUUGAUUGGUUCAGGAGGAAACAGAUUGCUCUAGGAGCAGCAAGAGGACUUGAGUAUCUUCAUGAACAUUGCAACCCAAAGAUCAUACAUAGAGAUGUGAAGGCUGCUAAUGUUUUAUUAGAUGAAGAUUUUGAAGCAGUGGUUGGUGAUUUUGGUUUAGCUAAGUUGGUAGAUGUUAGAAGGACUAAUGUGACCACACAGGUCCGUGGAACAAUGGGUCACAUUGCACCUGAAUGUAUAUCCACAGGGAAAUCAUCAGAGAAAACCGAUGUUUUCGGGUAUGGAAUCAUGCUUCUUGAGCUUGUAACAGGACAGAGAGCCAUUGAUUUCUCGCGGUUAGAGGAAGAAGAUGAUGUCUUGUUGUUAGACCAUGUGAAGAAGUUGGAAAGAGAAAAGAGAUUGGGAGAUAUUGUGGAUAAGAAGCUUGAAGAGGAUUACAUUAAGGAAGAAGUAGAGAUGAUGAUACAAGUUGCUUUGUUGUGCACACAAGCAGAACCAGAGGAACGACCAGCUAUGUCUGAAGUUGUGAGGAUGCUUGAAGGAGAAGGGCUUGCAGAGAGAUGGGAAGAAUGGCAGAAUCUUGAAGUCACAAGACAAGAAGAGUUUCAGAGGUUGCAGAGGAGAUUUGAUUGGGGUGAAGAUUCAAUUAAUAAUCAAGACGCCAUUGAAUUAUCUGGUGGAAGAUAGAAUAUAUACUUAUUGAUCAUUUCAAAGCCAAACAGUCUUGUGAGUCAAAUAGUAAAGUAGAUGAGAGAUUGAUUUUUUUAACAUCAGUGAAGUUUUACAUAUAUAAUUAAUGUUUACAGUGUAAUAUGGUUUACAUAUAGAAUGUUAUAGACAACAUGUAUGAGUUAUACAUAAGACCACAUGUACAUUAUAAGACACUAGCACACAUCAUGAAGAACCUCCACAUGUAAAUAAAACAUUAAACAAAUCAUGUCUUGUUCCUUGGAAGCAUAUACAUAUACAUACAUACCUCAAGACUGAAAAGGAAACAUGGAGUCAUCAAAGAGAUGAUCAGGCCAAUCUUCAGGGCCUGUAGCUGCUACUUCUUGCUCAUGGCUUGAAGAAGCCUGGUUCAGAACCAAAUCAUUAGCCAAAGGAGAAGGAUCAUGAGACCAUAUUGGAGAACUGUUUUGACUGAAAUGAGUUUCCUCUAGGGUUUUUAGAGAUGGAAGAUUGUUGUUGAAGUCUUGAAGAAUGUUUAACUCAUUAAGGUUAAUGUUGUUACUAUUACUACUCAUGGGAAGAGGAGGAGGAGGUUGAAGUAAGUAGUUUAGCAACUGGAGCUUAGUCAUCUCAGCUUGGAGAUUAAGUAAACCUUGUUGAUCUUCAAAAGGAACCUGUUGCUGAAGAUCAACAAGUCCUCUAAGGUUAGAGAGUGACAUGAGGUGAGAUAAGGUAGAGAAGAUAUCAUCAGUUCUUGGACGAUGAGUCAUGGGAUCAAAACCCAUUUGAAUCAGCUUCUUCUUUAAAUGAGUGUUCCAGAAAUUCUUGAUCUCAUUAUCUGUUCUUCCUGGUAAGUGGGUUGCA
Eruca vesicaria subsp. sativa (arugula) is the source of this 2955-nucleotide messenger RNA. NCBI's taxonomy places the organism in Eukaryota, Viridiplantae, Streptophyta, Magnoliopsida, Brassicales, Brassicaceae. The record is from the annotation of a GenBank genome assembly.